AUGGCCAAAGCCUAUGAUAGAAUGGAGUGGCCGUAUCUAGAAGGAAUGCUGGCUGCUUUUGGUUUCGAUCAGAACUGGAUUAAUCUUUUGAUGCUGUGUGUUUCUACGGUCAGGUAUUCCAUACAGGCAGAGGGGAGUGGCAGUAUUCACGGCGUACGAAUUGCACGAAGGGCCCCUCCGGUGUCCCAUCUUUUUUUCGCAGACGAUAGUCUGCUCUUUUUCCGGGCUUCGUGUGAGGAGGCGCAAUCGGUAAAGGAUUGUCUAGAUCGCUACAGCUCAGUCUCAGGACAGUUGAUCAACUACGAUAAGUCAAGUGCCAUGUUCAGUGCGAACACAAAAGCGGAUGUGAGAGCGCAGGUGUCUGCGUGUAUAGGCGUUCGGGAAACGACAGAUUUCGGCAAGUAUCUUGGUUUGCCGUCGGUCCUUGGCCGUAAUAAAUCCGCCACUUUUCAGUAUAUAGAAGAUACUGUCCGGGCAACGCUAAGCUCAUGGCAACAUCGCUUACUCUCCAAAGCAGGUAAAGAAAUAAUGCUAAAAAGCGUUGCACAGGCCCUCCCUAUAUUUACUAUGUCUGUUUUCUUGCUGCCAGUACGGCUUUGUGACAGAUUGGAAAAAUUGUUUAAUCGUUACUGGUGGGGUGGAGGCAAAUCAAAUAAUAAAGGAGUGCAUUGGAUGAGUUGGAGACGAUUGAGCAUCCCGAAGUAUCACGGUGGGCUAGGAUUUCGAAAACUACAUGAGUUCAACGUCGCUUUGUUAGCUAAACAAGGAUGGAGAUUACUGACGACACCGCAGUCACUGGUUAGUCAACUACUUAAAGCUAAAUAUUGCCCGAAUUGUGAUUUUACUGAUGCCGUGCUGGGCAAUAACCCGAGUUACAUGUGGCGUAGCAUCUUGGCGGGUCAACAUGUUUUGAAGGCAGGUUUGGCUCGCCGAAUUGGGAAUGGCAGGAACACGAAAAUUUGGGAUUGGCCUUGGUUGGCCGAUCGCAUUAACACUGCUCUUAAUACUGUGCCAUUGGAUCACUUGCGAGAAGAGAGAGUCAGCGGGUUGUUGAACGAGGAUGGGCAGUGGGAUGUCGAACUGAUUCGGGACCUGUUUGAUGCCGAUGAUGUGCGCAGAAUCCUAGCUACUCCAACGGCCGUCCACGUACCAGAUUCGUGGCGCUGGGUGGGGGAUACUCGUGGGCUCUAUUCGGUAAAACAUGGGUACAAAUUAUUGACGUCACAGACUACGUCGAACAGCAAUCCUGAAGUUUUUGACGCAUGGGAUAAGUUAUGGAAAUUGCCAGUUCCCCCCAAGGUCUGGGUGAACGAUGAAAGUUGGCAGGGAGAGACGAUUCAGACGUUCAUUGCUUUGAAAAUUAAGGAUGCGCAUGAAGAGAUGGUGGUCCGUAUGGCGGCAGUAAUCUGGUCGUGGAAGGAGGUUUACAAGCGGGAACACACUACUGGCGUUUUACGUGAUGAAGGUGCAUCCUGGGAUCCCCCUCCACUGUUCUGGUUAAAGUGCAACGUUGAUGCUACACUCACGACGUCAGGUGCGGGUUUCGGGGCUGUGCUUCGGGAUCAUAUUGGACGUUUCGUGGCGGCAAGGAAUGGUCGUCUAACCUGUGAUCGUGAUCCGCUAAUGGCAGAGGCAUGUGCAGUUAGAGAGGCGUUACUGUGGCUUCGUAAUAAUGGUCGUAAUCACGUGAUUAUUGAAUCAGACUGUUUAGUUUUUUGUAAUGCGUUCAAUUCUUCUAAGUUAGAUUUAUCUUGUGUAGGUUUAGUAGUGAAGCAAUGUACACAAAUUGCUAGGGACAUUGGGGACGUUGCUGUCCGCCAUGUCAGGAGAUCAGCGAAUCGUGUGGCUCAUGCCCUUCCACGGGUAACCGAUUCUAUGACUGACUCGGAAUCGUGGUCUGAUGUACCACCUGAUUGUAUUUCUGGCCUUUUGGCUUAG
Molecule: messenger RNA, 1938 nt
Organism: Ipomoea nil (Japanese morning glory)
Lineage: Eukaryota; Viridiplantae; Streptophyta; Magnoliopsida; Solanales; Convolvulaceae
Exons: 4
Coding region: 1-1938 (645 amino acids)
Molecular function (GO): nucleic acid binding; RNA-DNA hybrid ribonuclease activity
Source: RefSeq, a predicted model, not a curated record